GGCUCAGUUUCAGCUCUCCCCAGCACUGAGCACCCAGCCGCUCCACGUUGCAGUGCUCUGCUCAUUGAUGGCCUGUGGAGUUUGGAUCUUACUGGGUGUCCUGGCUUUCUGUCGUGGCUUCAACCUGGAUGUGGAGGCACCUGUGGUCUUCCAGGAGGAUGGAGCUGGCUUUGGGCAAAGCGUGGUCCAGUUUGGCAAAUCCAGAAUCAUCGUGGGGGCCCCCCUGGAGGUGGUAGCAGCCAACCAGACAGGGAGGCUGUACUCCUGUGCAGUGACCACGGGCCGCUGCCAGCCCCUCUCGCUGCUCGUGUCCCCAGAGGCCGUGAAUGCGUCCCUUGGCUUGUCCUUGGCAGCCUCCACCAACCACUCCCGACUGCUGGCCUGCGGCCCCACUAUGCACAAGACGUGUGGGGAGAAUGUGCACCUGGAAGGCUCCUGCCUGCUGCUGGGCCCCAACCUGCAGCUCCUCCAGAUGUUCCCUGUGGCCCCAUCUGAGUGCCCCAGCCAGGAGGUGGAUAUUGCCUUCCUGAUUGACGGCUCCGGCAGCAUCAGCGCUGAAGACUUUGAGCAGAUGAAGGCCUUUGUCAGAGCCAUGAUGGUCAAGUUCCAGGGCACCCACACCCAGUUCGCACUGAUGCAGUACUCGAACUUAAUGAAGACCCACUUCACCUUCACUCAGUUCCGGAGUAGCCCGAACCCCCAGAAACUGGUGGAGCCCAUCGUCCAGCUCAGGGGCCUGACAUACACUGCCACAGGCAUCCUGACAGUGGUGCGGCAACUCUUCCACCGAGACAGCGGCGCCCGCCAGAGCGCCAGGAAGAUCCUGGUGGUGAUCACGGACGGACAGAAGUACAAGGACUCCCUGGAGUACAGUGACGUCAUCCCUGAGGCCGAGCGAGAGGGCAUCACCCGCUACGCCAUUGGGGUCGGGGAGGACUUCCUGAAGGCGGCGGCCCAGCGGGAGCUGAGCGCCAUCGGCUCUCCGCCCGAAGGAGACCACGUGUUCAAGGUGGACAACUUCACCGCCCUGGGCAGCGUCCAGAAGCUGCUGCACGAGCGCAUCUUCACGGUGGAGGGCACCCAGGUGACCCAGGCCACCACCUUCCGCCACGAGAUGUCGCAGGAGGGUUUCAGCGCUGUGCUCGCCACGGAUGGACCUGUGCUGGGCGCCGUGGGGAGCUUCAGCUGGUCUGGAGGUGCCUUCCUGUACCCCACAAAGACGCCACCCACCUUCAUCAACAUGUCACAGGCCAGUGAGGACAUGAAGGACUCUUACCUGGGUUACUCCACUGAGCUGGCCUUUCGGAAGGGGGUGCAGAGCCUGGUCCUGGGGGCCCCCCGCCACAAGCACGUGGGGAAGGUGGUGCUGUUCACCCCAUCACUUGGGCAGUGGAGGCUGAAGGCUGAGGUCACAGGGACCCAGAUCGGCUCCUACUUUGGGGCAUCCCUCUGCUCGGUGGAUGUAGAUGGAGAUCGCAACUCUGACCUGGUGCUCAUCGGGGCCCCCCACUACUACGAGCAGACUCGGGGGGGUCAGGUGUCCGUGUGCCCCUUGCCCAGAAGGAGGACCCGCUGGCACUGUGAGGGCGCCGUGCUGCGCGGGGUGCAGGGCCACCCCUGGGCGCGCUUUGGGGCGGCCCUGACGGUGCUGGGGGACGUGAAUGGGGACCAGCUGUUGGAUGUGGCCGUGGGAGCCCCGGGAGAGCAGGAGAACCGGGGCGCCGUCUACCUGUUUCAUGGGACGUCGAGCCUGGGCAUCAGCCCCACCCACAGCCAGCGGGUGAUGGCCACCCAGCUGUUCCCUGGGCUGCAGCACUUUGGACAGGCACUGAGCGGGGGCCAGGACCUCACGGGGGACAGGCUGCUGGACCUGGCCGUGGGGGCCCAAGGACACGCGCUGCUGCUCAGGAGCCGGCCAGUGCUGACAGUAGGUGUGACCACUCAGUUCUCACCAGUGGAGGUGCCCAAGGCCAAGCACCAGUGCUGGGAGCAGGGCCCUGGGGCUUUGGAGGCCGGGGCUGCCACCGUCUGCCUCACCAUCCACAAAAGCUCCGUGGACCAGCUUGGUGAUGUCCAGAGCUCUGUCAGGUAUGACCUGGCCCUGGACCCCGGCCGUCUGGUCUCCCGUGCCAUCUUUGAUGAGACUAAGAACUCAACUUUGAUCCGAAGGCAAACGCUGGGGCUGGGGGAGCACUGUGAGACCCUGAAGCUGCUUCUGACCGACUGUGUGGAGGACAUGGUGAACCCCAUCAUCUUGCGCCUCAACUUCUCCCUGGUGGGAGAACCCAUCCCCUCCUUCCAGAACCUACGCCCGAUGAUGGCAGAGGGCUCAGAGGACUUCUUCACGGCACAAUUCCCUUUUGAGAAGGACUGUGGACAGGACCAACUCUGUGAAGGAGACCUGGGUAUCCGCCUCAGCUUCUCCGGCCCACAGACCCUGGUGGUAGGGAGCAUCCUGGAGCUGAAUGUGACUGUGACUGUGUGGAAUGUGGGCGAGGACUCCUAUGGCAGUGUGAUCAGCUUCUGCUACCCAGCAGGGCUGUCCUACCGGAGAGUGCUGGGAACCCAGCAAGCUCACCAGCGCCCCCUGCGGCUGUCGUGUGAGGCUGCACCCUCUGGGAAGGAGGAUGUGAAGAGCAGCCGGUGUAGCAUCAACCACCCCGUCUUCCGUGAGGGCAGCAAGGGCAUUUUCACAGUCACCUUCGAUGUCAGCCCCAAGGCCACUCUGGGGGACAGGCUGCUUCUGAGGGCCAACGCCAGCAGUGAGAACAACAAGCCCCCCACCAGUAACACCACCUUCCAGCUGGAGUUCCCGGUGAAGUACGCAGUCUACACUGUGAUCAGCAGGCAGGAAGAAUCCACCAAGUACCUCAACUUUUCAACUUCUGAUGCAACAAGCCAGAGAGAAAUCGAACAUCGAUAUAGAGUGAAUAACCUGAGUCAGCGUGAUCUGCCCAUCAGCAUAGUUUUCUGGGCGCCCAUCCUCCUCGAUGGUGUGGCUGUGUGGGAUGUGAUUCUGGUGGCCCCCUCACAGAGUCUCCCCUGUGUGUCAGAAAAGCACCCCCCACAGCAUGCUGACUUCCAGAACCAGAUUCCAGGGAGCCCCUUACUGGACUGCACGCUGGCCCACUGCCAGCGCUUCCGCUGUGCCGUCCCCUCCUUCGGCCUCCAGGAGGAGCUGGACUUCACCCUGAAGGGCAACCUCAGCUUCAGCUGGACCCGCCAGGUAUGCAGCCCCUCAGCCAGGGCGGGUCACCCUGGGGCUCAGCCCUCCCGCCAGCCUGGCCCCCAAGCUGUCCCCGGUCCCCUGUCCCUGCAGACGCAGCAGAAGAAGGUGGCGGUGCUGAGUGCCGCUGAGAUCCUGCUCGACACCUCCGUGUACUCCCAGCUCCCGGGGCAGGAGGCCUUUCUGCGCACCCAGGUGGAGACGGUGCUGGAAGAGCUGGAGGUCCACGACCCGGUCCCCCUGGUGGUGGGAAGCUCCGUGGGGGGACUGCUGCUGCUGGGGCUCAUCACUGCCGCUCUGCGCAGGGUUGGCUUCUUCAAACGUCAGUACAAAGAAAUGCUUGUGGACCAUCCUGCAGAAGACACUGGCCCCCUCAGUGAGAAGAACUCCAGUUGUGAGGCCCCAGACCUGCCUCUGUCCUCCUAACCCACUCUCCUGUUUCUCUCUAUCCCCAUGGCUGGUUGUGCCUGGCCUGCAAAGCUCCUUCCCUGGGAAUCACCUCUCUGCAGACCUGGAGCAGCCUGAGCGCACUAAGGCACCUUUCCAAGGUGCUGCCAGAUUUUUGUGCUUUUACUGCACUCUCUGACUUCUUCAGUGAGGACCUACUUUUUUUGAGGCAUGUUGCCAGCAGGGAUUUUCAUACGUAUAAGAGUGGCAACAUUAAAAGAGAAUAUUGAUGGUAGAGUUUCCUUGUACGAAAGGGCUUCCUUCCAGGGAACUGAUGAUGGUCAUUCUGGGAAGAUGUCGGGGUGGGGGUGUGGAGAACUGCUUGUGAGUUUAGAAAGCAUGACUGACUGUCUCAGGUGACUGGGUCCUGAAAUCAUCUUUACUCGGUGUCUGGGGCAGGUCUGAGAAGGUGUGUGUGUGUGUGUGUGUGUGUGUGUGUUGCUCCUAGAAUUGACAGUGGCAUCUGGGGAAUGAACAAAAUGCCCAGACCUUGGUUGAUAUUAUGCUACUCUUUAACAGGGUCCCUCAAAGCUAUAAUACAAUAAAAUAAAAAGCUUUCA
This is a messenger RNA of Erinaceus europaeus (western European hedgehog), 4233 nucleotides long. Its product is annotated as integrin alpha-D. Gene Ontology annotation, biological process: cell adhesion mediated by integrin; cell-cell adhesion; integrin-mediated signaling pathway. Gene Ontology annotation, molecular function: integrin binding. Gene Ontology annotation, cellular component: integrin complex; external side of plasma membrane. Bases 68 to 3652 code for a protein of 1194 amino acids. Lineage: Eukaryota; Metazoa; Chordata; Mammalia; Eulipotyphla; Erinaceidae. The record is from RefSeq and is a predicted model, not a curated record. The transcript is spliced from 29 exons.